Colias croceus (clouded yellow) is the source of this 1679-nucleotide messenger RNA. It is a transcript of the gene Torsin, whose product is annotated as torsin-like protein. NCBI's taxonomy places the organism in Eukaryota, Metazoa, Arthropoda, Insecta, Lepidoptera, Pieridae. Gene Ontology annotation, biological process: cellular response to misfolded protein. The record is from RefSeq and is a predicted model, not a curated record. Gene Ontology annotation, molecular function: ATP binding; ATP hydrolysis activity. The transcript is spliced from 6 exons. The coding region runs from base 245 to 1297 and encodes 350 amino acids.
AAUAAUUGUCAACUUGUUGAAACUCCGUAUUCCCAGAUAAAGUUUAAAUUUGAAACUAUGUUUGAAACUCAUGAGACUCCGGAGUUUUUUUCUGAAUAAGUGUACAUACCCAAAUUAAAUUUUAUUAUUUAUGGUCAUUUUUAAAUGUAAAAUUUGCUCAAAUCCGUAAUACAAAAUUAAGUAUAAAAUCCAUAAAAAAACAGUGGUUAUAUUUCUCAAUUCUUUACUAGUUAUAAAUUUUAUUAUGUUGUUUAAGUUGUAUCAUAUUCUUCUGUUAUUGUUUAUCUUUAACAAUGUCAAUUAUAUAUCUACUGAACCUUUAUCUUUGAUGUUAGGGGGUUCAGUUCUUAUGGGCAGCUGGUUGGGUUGGGAUAUUAUAAAAACAAAUACUAUCUGUCGUUACACAGAGUGUUGUAAUGAUCAAUAUGUAACAUAUGAUUUAAACAAGUUAAAACAGUUGUUUUCACAAAAAAUGUUUGGUCAACCCCUAGUCAAUGAAUUAAUUAGUAUCCUAAGUGCCCAUAAAGAAGGUUUAUCAAAUGAAGGCAACAGAAAUAAAAAAGCUUUGGUCAUAAGUUUACAUGGUUGGUCUGGCGUCGGUAAAAACUAUGCUACAAGCAUGAUAGCCGAAUCUCUCUACAAGAAAGGAAUACAUAGCAAAUUUGUGAAGGUUUUUAUGGGUAAAAAAGAUUUUGAUUGUACUGACAUACAAAAUACUCAGAUGAAACUAAUACAAGAAGUAAAAGAUAUUGUGAGGAAUUGUCCGACUUCCCUCAUUGUUUUUGAUGAAAUACAUGAAAUGUGUCCAUCAGUAUUGGAUGCAAUAAAGCCUAUGUUAGACCAUCACCAAACAGUUGAUGGUAUUGAUUUUAGGGAUAGUGUGUUUAUUUUUAUUUCCAACAUUGGUGGAAAAGAAAUAGCAAGCAAUUUAUUAGAAUUAUACAGUCAAGGUGUCAAUAGAAAUGAAGUUGAUUUCCAUCAUUUUGAACCAAUUAUAAGGAGAACAGCUUACAGUACAGGGGGUUUCGAAAAGUCUGCUACAAUUGCCCAGCAUUUGAUUGAUCAUUAUAUUCCGUUUCUGCCUUUGGAACAAAAUCAUGUUGAAAAAUGUGCUUUAGCUGAGUUUCAAGCUCAUGGCAUUUACCAUCCAACUGAGGAGAUGAUGGCUGAUGCUCUAUCAGUCAUCACAUACGGCCCUACAGAAGAUCAGCCUAUAUUUGCAAAUAAUGGGUGCAAGAGAUUUACAAAACAAAUACCAUAUAUCAUACAAAAAAAUAAAGCUAAGAGUGAAUUAUAAUUAUAAGGCGUUUUAGAAUAUGACAAAUGUGAUCUAAUAAGAAAAAAAUUAAGCUUCAAAAGCUUAUAAUUUAGUCAUGCCAUUAUUCCAACUGUCAUGUACCUGUUGAUUUUUAGUUUAAUGAUUUUUUUACGAAUUUUUAUAACUCACAAUUUUCUCUCUAUGCAUUAUUUAUUUAGUGCAAUGCAAAGCAUGUCUAUAAUUAUGUGGUAAUGAAGUUAACCCUCAUAAUGUAUAUAUUCAUCAAAAUCUCAUUGAAAAUAUUAUUUUGUAUGAAAUAUAUGUACCUACAUCUUAUCACAUUAUAUUGUUUUGUUAUGUUUCUGCUGAGAUCAAUGUAUCAGUAUUGUUGUUUUUAAUUUUUUGUUGUAACAUAUUGCAA